Fusarium sp. VM40 is the source of this 2211-nucleotide messenger RNA. Lineage: Eukaryota; Fungi; Ascomycota; Sordariomycetes; Hypocreales; Nectriaceae. The record is from the annotation of a GenBank genome assembly.
AUGAACAACGACGGGCCAGACGUCUCCGCUCAAUCGGAGCAGACUGCUCAAGCCUCCGAUGGCCUCGCAUGUAAUUGCUGUCGCAAACGUCAAGAUUGUGUCUAUGAAACGAAGCGCGGUAGACCUGGUAUGAAAGCCGGGGCGAUUGACAACGUACACAAAAGGCUUGAUGCGUUGGAACGAACUAUCACAAAACAGCAAACAUUACUAGAAAAUCUGAGCACUAAAGAAGCAUCGAGUAAUGCGGACUCUCAGGAGACCAUCGAUGGUAAAAGCCUGUUGCUUUCUCUUGCGCGAGAGAUAUGCAAAAUCAGCAACAAGCCCAGUCCCACAGCAGAUCGAACGAAUGAUGAACCUAUAGCAAAACGUCGUCGUACGAAUAGCAAUACGGACAGUCGUACAUCUCGGUAUACUUCUAACCAACCGUUGUUACCAGACGAUAUCGCUCUUGAUCAUAUCUUGGACGCCUACUUCCGUCAGGUACAUCCAUGGAUACCAAUGAUACAUGAGGGUCGAUUUAGAAGACACCUCCGAGAGUAUGGUGAUGAAACGAACUUGCUUCCACUCUUGCAGGCUAUCGUUCUGAUAUCCUAUCGUCAUGUUUCUCGGAAGGAUAUUGCUGAGAACGUACACCGUAUGCUAGGCGGCCAGGACAUGAGAGAUUGGAUAGUUGCCAAAGCCACCAAAAACUUAUCAAUGGAGAACCUGCAAGCUCUUAUCAUCGUGUGCUUUCACGACAUCGGCGAUGGUCAAGAGUCUCAAGCAUGGCCACUCAUAGGUGCACUGACUAGAAUGGUUGAGUAUCUACAAAUCACUGUCGAAUGUGAAGAAGCGGAUCGAUCAUCAUUCUCCAGGCCAUUUACUUCUCUCCCUCCUCCACAAGGAUGGACUGAAGCUGAAGAAAGACGAAGAGUCUUUUGGUGUGUUUUCAAUCUGGAUCGCUUUUGUUCAGUCACAACAGCUUGGAACACAAGCCUCACUUCAGAUGAUGUCAACCGACGACUGCCUUGUGAUGGAAUUACCUGGAGAAAAGAAGACCCUGUUUCGACCCCAUACUUUGGCAUUUGGGAUAAGUCAGCUGGUCGAAUCGGAAAUCCUAUUGCUUUUCUUCCCUCACUUUCCGCAGCUGCGCCAGCUACAGACGAUGAUAUCAUCACGCCAUCUGAAGCGACCACAUCUCCUGGGGCAGUGACUAAUGUUGACAUGUCCACCGUUGGAGCGUUUGCCUAUUGCAUUGAAGCUACCGAAUCCAUGAGUCGAGUUACGAGCUAUUUCCUCCAGCAGAAAGUCAACAUCAAGGACCAUAAAGAUCUAAGCAGCUGGAUUACUAGAUUCAAAGAGCUUGAUGUCCGGUUGGUACACUGGAAGAUGUUGCUCCCUCGGAAAUGGAAGGUCAAUAUUGCUCAACAGUCUUCAUCCAGAAUGGAUCCUAAUCUUACUCUGGCGCAUGUAACACACAAUACAUCCAUGAUUUUGCUGCAUCAGCCCAUCGCCUUUCCUCCUCCAGAUUGGACCUUCAAAACGAGACUUCCCAGCUUCUGCAGCCUCGAUACAUGUCAAGCUGCAGCCAUUGAGAUUGCAACUAUAACGGAUCACUAUAUUCGGAUUGCUGCCACAGGUCCUUUGAGCAAUCAGUUUGCUUUCUGUGUUUAUCUUGCUGCUAGGGUUCUGCUUUUGCACUGGAGAUAUUGCGCAACCGCUCUGUCAGCUGAGUUCUGGCUUUUGAUGCAGAAUCUAGAGCUGAUGGCCAAGCGGUGGGCAGGACCACAUCAGCUUGGUCCGGGAGAAAACUUUGCUUCUAAAUACCAGUCUACUCUCACCGACCUACAUGGCAGAUGCAUUCAGGAUGAAUCUUUUGUUAUCAAUCCUUCUGCCUAUACGACUGAAGUGAAGCCAAAGACAGACCAGCAUGGAAUGAGCCAGAAUUGUUUCAGUGCCAGUGGCUCAAGUCAACCCCAAGCCCCGGAUGUCAACCAACAAAACUCUGAGGCGCAAUACAUACAACCAAAUGCACCAGGUAACCCUUAUUUCACCGGCAUUGCCACGAAUAUGGUAGAUAGUCAAAUUACACCAAGAAGUCGUAGUGUAGGAAGCGGCGAUUUGGGUGUGAUUUCUCAAAUGCUUCUUGAUGCGGAGUUUCUAGACAUGGACCGUGUAAUAAGUUUCGAUGAUGGCAUAUUUGGUACGGAGCAGGAGGGAGGAUGUUUCUAA